Andrographis paniculata is the source of this 2057-nucleotide messenger RNA. Its product is annotated as alanine aminotransferase 2-like. Gene Ontology annotation, molecular function: pyridoxal phosphate binding; L-alanine:2-oxoglutarate transaminase activity. Gene Ontology annotation, biological process: biosynthetic process. The record is from RefSeq and is a predicted model, not a curated record. Bases 229 to 1896 code for a protein of 555 amino acids. Lineage: Eukaryota; Viridiplantae; Streptophyta; Magnoliopsida; Lamiales; Acanthaceae. The transcript has 15 exons.
GUCAAACAUACAUAUCAUCGAUUCUAUUCCACUCUAUCUAUCGUAGAUCUCAAUCCCUUUUCGCCUUUUGCUCCUCCCUCCCCUUCCGUAUCUGCCAUCGCUCCCUUCCGUCACUGCUGCAUUCAUUUCUUCCUGCCAAGCCUGCUUUGAUCCAGAAGAGGAAUAUUCUCAAGAAAACCAUCCCCGUAUACACAUCUCCCACCAAUCGACGCACUCGCACGCGAAACAAUGCGGAAGUUUGUUGCGGAAAAUUCCAGAAGAGUUUUAGCCCGCAGUAAAUAUUUGGCUGCCGUGUCGCAGCGUCCCACCGCCUCAUAUUCGCACUCUCCCUGUUCUCAGAAAUCUCCGCCCCAUUAUUCUCCUGUCUCGCUUUUGCGGUUCUUGAGCACAAUCACUACUCCUGCUGAUCGUUCUUCUACGGAGACUAUGGCUUCCGACUACUCUUCUACUCCUGUCCAGAUUGAUACCAUCAAUCCUAAGGUUUUGGAGUGUGAAUAUGCUGUCCGUGGUGAAAUUGUUACCCUCGCUCAGAAAUUACAGGAAGAAUUGAAAAACGACCCUGGUUCUCAUCCUUUUGAUGAGAUCUUGUACUGCAAUAUCGGAAAUCCUCAAUCUCUUGGACAGCAGCCAAUCACCUUUUUCAGAGAGGUUCUUGCUUUGUGUGACCAUCCUGCUAUUUUGGAUAAAGCUGAAACACAGGGUUUAUUUAGUGCGGAUUCCAUAGAACGGGCCUUUCAGAUACUAGAUCAAAUUCCUGGAAGAGCAACUGGUGCCUACAGUCACAGUCAGGGUAUCAAGGGACUGCGGGAUACAAUUGCUGCUGGUAUUGAAGCUCGUGAUGGAUUCCCAGCUGAUCCUAAUGAUAUUUUCUUGACAGAUGGUGCAAGCCCUGCUGUUCAUAUGAUGAUGCAGCUGUUGAUACGCUCCAAGAAGGAUGGCAUUCUUUGCCCCAUUCCACAAUACCCUCUUUAUUCUGCUUCCAUCGCCCUCCAUGGCGGCACUCUUGUCCCUUAUUAUCUUGAUGAAGCAACCGGAUGGGGAAUGGAGAUCUCAGAGCUAAAAAGUCAAUUGGAAACUGCUAGGUCGAAGGGUAUUGACGUCAGGGCCUUGGUGGUCAUUAAUCCUGGCAAUCCAACAGGCCAGGUUCUGGCAGAGGACAACCAGAGACAAAUUGUCGACUUCUGCAAGAAGGAGGGUCUUGUUCUUUUGGCAGAUGAGGUGUACCAGGAAAAUGUUUAUGUCCCGGACAAGAAGUUCCACUCUUUUAAGAAAGUUGCCCGGUCAUUGGGAUAUGGGGAGAAAGAUAUUUCCCUAGUAUCUUUCCAGUCUGUUUCGAAAGGGUAUUAUGGGGAAUGCGGCAAACGAGGAGGCUACAUGGAAAUCACGGGGUUCAGUCCAGAGAUAAGGGAGCAAAUAUAUAAAGUAGCAUCAGUGAACCUUUGUUCUAACAUAUCUGGUCAGAUUCUUGCAAGCCUUGUUAUGAAUCCACCAAAGGUGGGAGAUGAAUCAUAUGAGUCUUACUCCGCAGAGAAAGAUGGUAUCUUGUCAUCCUUAGAACGGCGUGCAAAGAAACUGGAAGAGGCAUUCAACAGCCUAGAAGGGGUAACCUGCAAUCGAGCAGAAGGUGCAAUGUAUCUGUUUCCUAGGAUUCACUUGCCAAAGAAAGCGGUGGAAGCUGCUGGCAAGGCAAACACAGCACCGGAUGCAUUUUAUGCUCGGCGUCUCCUCAACGCCACAGGAAUAGUGGUGGUUCCUGGUUCUGGAUUUGGACAGGUUCCGGGGACAUGGCAUUUCAGAUGCACAAUAUUACCACAAGAGGACAGGAUACCGGCCAUCAUUUCUCGCCUCGCCGAGUUUCACAAGGGAUUCAUGGAUGAGUUCCGCAGCACCGGGUGAUUGAUUGAUUGAUUCUGAGCGAGGGAUGGGAUGGCUAAAUAGAUAGAGAUAUAUUAGAUAGAACCACAGCUGUUCUAUGUUCUGCUCUGUUGGAGACACAGACAGAUGGCUAAGAAUAACAAAACAAAAGGGUCAUUUUGAAAUGAAUCAUCCUUUGAUAA